Glycine soja is the source of this 3042-nucleotide messenger RNA. RefSeq lists its product as uncharacterized. NCBI's taxonomy places the organism in Eukaryota, Viridiplantae, Streptophyta, Magnoliopsida, Fabales, Fabaceae. The record is from RefSeq and is a predicted model, not a curated record. Gene Ontology annotation, cellular component: nucleus. Gene Ontology annotation, biological process: base-excision repair. Gene Ontology annotation, molecular function: double-stranded DNA 3'-5' DNA exonuclease activity; phosphoric diester hydrolase activity; DNA-(apurinic or apyrimidinic site) endonuclease activity. The coding region runs from base 2011 to 3042 and encodes 343 amino acids. The transcript is spliced from 2 exons.
CAAUUUUCAUUGGUUUUUUUGUUGCUUUUACAACUUGCUGCUUCAAUCUUGGGAAAUUGAUAGGAACGAAUCGCUUGGUACAGGUCAAGGAAUCAGAUAACGCCACUUCCAAAUGAAAGAUAAGUUAAGGGUAGAUGUCACAAUGGUUCAAUCUUGAUAAGUCUGAUAUUGAUUCCACAAAAUGAGUUCAAUAAGCUGAGGUGCAACUGAAAAGACAUCAAUUUAUUUAAUUAAAAUUACAAAAAUAGAAAAAUAUUCGACAUGAGCCUUCAAAUUAAUUUGACCCUUCAGCAAUCAAGAUUCUUGGAAGUGGCUCUGGGCCUUCAUCCUUCUCCACUUGGAUCUUGUCAAGUAUGGCUGCGACCAUUUGCUGGAGGGUAUCUUCUAACUGUUUGGUCCUACUCCUGGUCAUAGAUCCCUGUAUUUGGGCAGCUUUGGGAUUCUCAUUAGGUCACCUUGUGAAUCUUCUCCAUGGAAAUGUUUUCUUAAACAAAUUAUGUUCCAAUGACUUCCCCAAGUUGGUUAAGCAGAAAACAUGUCCUCAUACUGGAAAAUUUGGCAAGUUUCAUAAGUAUAAUGCUGCCCCACUGGCUUUGCAAGGUAGUGGGGAGUUAGCAAAUCAUGUUGCAAACUCAGUUAACCAUUUGGUAAUAUACUUUUUAGUUUCUGGGUCCCUUUUGUGCCACAAAAAAUUGUUAUGAAUCUGAUAUUUCACACCAUUCUAGGAUUCAGUUUGUUAUAAUAAAUGUUUGUACUUGAUCAAAUGUUUUGAAGUUUAAUACAAUAAAUAUGCUUUUAGUGGAAUGGCAGUAUUUUCUUCAUUUUGAUAAUUGAUAUAACUACAUGGGAAGGGGAUGAGAGGGAGAGAGGUUGAAAGUUAGAAAAAAAGAGAGAAAGCAAAUGCAUAACUUCUGGAAGCACUGGCUAAUGGGCAUUAUUAUGUCUUCUCUUUGGUCCCUCUAAUCAUAGUUGUUGGAUUUCUGUGAAUGAUAUGAAAGAAAUUGGAGAGCUUUGUUGUGUUUCUGAGCAACUUUAGGUUUCCUUUUGUCACUCAGAUGUAUUAUUUCUCUUCUUACCAACUGUUCUAAACGUAUAAACACAAGCCCAUGAUGCCUUGCAUUGGAAUUACAUCUUUGAUACUCUGGCAUGGACUAAAAAUUGCUCAAAGCUUAAGCCAUUAGAUGAAUAUCUAACAUGACCCCCUGUGUGAAAGUCCUUUGUUUGGACUUUGGUGUUUGGACUAGAAGCACAAUCAAAACACAGCCUAUCAUACCCUGUGUUGAAACUCACUUUAAGUAUAAAGAGCAAUGGUUACAACUUACAAGGAAUGAAUUCAUAAGUCCUGAUCACUUACAAAAGCAGGGACUGCCCUACCUAAAGAGGCAAUUGAGCACAGCUCUCAAGCUGAUUCUCGAAAGAAGGGGGGAAUCACUCUCAAGGCAACAAUUUGAACGGUGGAGUAAAAGCUUUUGGAGAUCAGCCCCCUUAUGAGGUACACGUGGAAGACACUCUGCUAAUGGAACCCCACACCCAUUUGCACCCCCAUCAGACCCAAUCAGGCAUUGGGCCAAGUGAUAGAUCGGGCCCACUAUGGAAAAAUGAAGAGAGUAAUAAGGAUGGCUACACUUAUGUAGCCCAAUCCCCUAAUGAAAAGCCUGAAAAAUACUCCAAAGUCUACAGAAGACAAAGAGUGUCUCACUACAAAGCCCCCCAGCUUGAACCCGUGGCAGAAGAAACUCAAGGGCUAGAAAGAGUCAAAAAUAUGGCCAUCACACCUGUUAUUCAAAAUCAAAGUAAAACCCACAAUCAAUUAGAAGCAAAAGGAAAAUUAAAAAGUAAAAUUGUUUGCAAUAAUCAUUUGUUGGAAGAGGCCAAGCAAUUAUGGGAAUUGGGGACACAUAUGGGCUUGGAAGUAGACAAAGGUCAUUCUGAUUUUAUUCAAAGCUUUGCAGACAUGGAGGCCAGGGACAGAAAUGAAGCUAUGGAGUUGGGAGAGAGGAAAACUCAUAGAUGAAUAUUCUUUCCUACAAUAUUAGAGGGUUGGGUAGAGGCAUUAAAUGGGCAUCUAUUAGGAAACUGGUUGGGAAGCAUCAAGUGGAUGUUCUGUGUUUGCAAGAAACAAAAAGGGAUUCUCUUUCUAAGGAAGAUUGUCAGGUUUUGUGGGGCCACUCAGAUGUUGCAUGGGAAUGGCAACCUGGUGAGAACACUGCUGGGGGGCUGCUGUGUAUUUGGGAUAAUAACAACUUUCAGGUUGAUUUCAGAAUCACUGAAAAGAGAUUUAUUAUGUUGGGUGGGACUUGGUUGGCUGAGAUGCAGAGAGUGGUUGUAGUCAAUAUCUAUGCUUCUUGUGAUAUUGAAGGUAAAAGACAGCUGUGGCAGAGCUUGAGUAAAAGGAAAUCUCAAAUUCAGGAUGAUUGUUGGUGUCUGGUAGGGGAUUUCAAUUGUGUUAGGAAUCCCUCUGAAAGAUUGGGAAGUAACCGCAGCAAUUCAGAUAAUGGCUUAAUAUCUGAAUUCAAUGAUUGGCUUCAUGAAAUGGAGGUUGAUGAUAUUCCUUGUGUGGGUAAACCCUUUACUUGGGUUAGGCCUAAUGGCUCCUGCAAAAGCAAACUGGACAGAGUGUGUGUUUCUGAUGGCUGGUUGUCCAGAUGGCCUGAUAGCUCCCAAUUUAACCUUGAGAGGAAUUACUCUGACUAUUGUUCUAUUAUCAUGCACUCUAAAUGCAUUGAUUGGGGCCCUAAACCUUUUAAGGUUUAUGAUGGAUGGUUAAUGAACAAGCAAUUUCAGAAGGUAGUGAGGGACUGUUGGUUAGAUUAUCAGCCUAUGGGGUGGGGUGGUUAUGCUUUAAAAUGCAAGCUUCAGCAUCUUAAACAGAGGCUAAAAAUCUGGAGUAAAGACAACAUAGGAGACCUGUGCAGCAAAGUCAAACAGCUUCAACAGAAACUAAAUGACUUGGAGAAUUCUAUACCAGCUCAACCUUCUGAACAACAAGUCCAGGAGCUCAAGAAAACCCAAGCUGACCUUUGGGAAAAAGCUACUAUGUAG